This is a messenger RNA of Leptonychotes weddellii (Weddell seal), 6057 nucleotides long. RefSeq names its product neuregulin 1 (gene NRG1). The record is from RefSeq and is a predicted model, not a curated record. Gene Ontology annotation, molecular function: chemorepellent activity; protein tyrosine kinase activator activity. Lineage: Eukaryota; Metazoa; Chordata; Mammalia; Carnivora; Phocidae. Gene Ontology annotation, biological process: activation of transmembrane receptor protein tyrosine kinase activity; nervous system development; intracellular signal transduction.
CUCCGGGGCCGCACUCUUCCCUUCGGAUCCCUCUGCCAUGACCCUGUUUGCAGUGAUGCUCGCAGGGCAGGCACCUGCUGCUCUAUAAUGAUUCAGCCUCUUCCAGCCGUCGCGUUAACACAACAGGAUGCUGUUGCUACUGGCCCUGCUGCCUCUCUUCCCGCCGCCGCCGCCGCCGCCGCUGGUCCUGCUUUUGCUUUUACUUCUCCUGCAUGACAGUUGCUUUCUCCAUCUAAGCAGACAGCAGCUUCAGAUGCUCGAGGUGAGAAACAUGCCUUUCAGUUUGGGCUACUGGUUUACCUAAUUGACCAACCCUCGGCUCGGUUUCGGUUUUGGCCCCAGUCCUCUUGACCAGCCGGGAUGGUUCAGAGAAGCAUUUGAAAGAACUGCAAAAGUGGCCCAGAAACAGCCAUCACGAAUUACAAUAUACUUGUAUUUGGUAGUUGCUAGAGGCUUUUUUUCCUCCUUCCUGCCUCCUGAACUCCUCUUGCUUUUGAUAAUGGCCUUGGACUUGGAAGACUUAUCGAUUUCCCCCUGUAAGAUGCUGCAUCAUUUGGUUGGGGGGGGCUCUGCAUGGUAAUGGACCGUGAGAGAGGCCAGGCCUUCUGGAGGUGAGCCGAUGGAGAUUUAUUCCCCAGACAUGUCCGAGGGAGCUGCUGAGAGGUCCUCCAGCCCCUCCACUCAGCUGAGUGCAGACCCAUCUCUUGAUGGGCUUCCGGCAGCAGAAGACAUGCCAGAGACCCAGACUGAAGAUGGGAGAACCCCCGGACUCGUGGGCCUGGCAGCUCCCUGCUGUGUGUGCCUGGAAGCCGAGCGCCUGAGAGGUUGCCUCAACUCAGAGAAAAUCUGCAUUGUCCCCAUUCUGGCUUGUCUAGUCAGCCUCUGCCUCUGCAUUGCCGGCCUCAAGUGGGUGUUCGUGGACAAGAUAUUUGAGUAUGACUCUCCUACUCACCUUGACCCUGGGGGGUUAGGCCAGGACCCUAUUAUUUCUCUGGAUCCAACUGCUGCCUCAGCUGUGUGGGUAGCAUCUGAGGCAUACACUUCACCUGUCUCUAGGGCUCCAUCUGAAACUGAGGUUCAAGUUACACUGCAAGUUGACAAUGCUGUUGUGUCCUCCCAACCUGCAGCGGUACCCACCCCGAAGAAUCGUAUUUUUGCUUUUUCUUUCCUGCCGUCCACCGCACCAUCCUUCCCUUUCCCCACACGGAACCCCGAGGUGAGAACACCCAAGUCAGCAACUCAGCCACAAACAACAGAAACUAAUCUCCAAACUGCUCCUAAACUUUCUACGUCUACAUCUACAACCGGGACAAGCCAUCUUGUAAAGUGUGCAGAGAAGGAGAAAACUUUCUGUGUGAAUGGAGGCGAGUGCUUCAUGGUGAAAGACCUUUCAAACCCCUCAAGAUACUUGUGCAAGUGCCCAAAUGAGUUUACUGGUGAUCGCUGCCAAAACUACGUAAUGGCCAGCUUCUACAAGCAUCUUGGGAUUGAAUUUAUGGAAGCGGAGGAGCUAUACCAGAAGAGAGUGCUGACCAUCACCGGCAUCUGCAUCGCCCUGCUUGUGGUCGGCAUCAUGUGUGUGGUGGCCUACUGCAAAACCAAGAAACAACGGAAAAAGCUUCAUGACCGGCUUCGGCAGAGUCUGCGGUCUGAACGCAACAACAUGGUCAACAUAGCCAACGGGCCUCACCACCCCAACCCGCCCCCCGAGAACGUCCAGCUGGUGAAUCAAUACGUAUCUAAAAAUGUCAUCUCUAGUGAGCAUAUUGUUGAGAGAGAAGCGGAGACAUCUUUUUCCACCAGUCACUACACCUCAACAGCUCACCACUCUACUACUGUCACCCAGACUCCUAGCCACAGCUGGAGCAAUGGGCACACUGAAAGCAUCAUUUCAGAAAGUCACUCUGUAAUCAUGAUGUCAUCAGUAGAAAACAGUAGGCACAGCAGCCCAGCUGGGGGCCCAAGAGGACGACUUAAUGGCUUGGGAGGCCCUCGCGAAUGUAACAGCUUCCUCAGGCAUGCCAGAGAAACCCCUGACUCCUACCGAGACUCUCCUCAUAGUGAAAGGUAUGUGUCAGCAAUGACCACCCCGGCUCGCAUGUCACCUGUAGAUUUCCACACGCCAAGCUCCCCCAAAUCGCCCCCUUCGGAAAUGUCUCCACCUGUGUCCAGCACGGCGGUGUCCCUGCCCAUCAUGGCAGUCAGCCCCUUCGUGGAAGAAGAGAGACCUCUGCUUCUUGUGACAGCACCACGGCUUCGGGAGAAGUAUGACCCCCACCCUCAGCAGUUCAACUCCUACCACCACAACCCUUCACAUGGGAACAACAGCCUGCCCCCUAGCCCCUUGAGGAUAGUGGAAGAUGAGGAGUAUGAAACCACCCAGGAGUACGAGCCAGCUCAAGAGCCUGUUAAGAAACUCACCAGUAGCCGGCGGGCCAAAAGAACCAAGCUCAAUGGCCACAUUGCUAACAGGUUGGAAAUGGACAGCAACGCAAGCGCUGAGGGCACUAACUCAGAGAGUGAAACAGAAGAUGAGAGGGUAGGGGAAGAUACUCCCUUUCUGGGCAUUCAGAACCCCCUGGCAGCCAGUCUUGAGGCAGCACCUGCCUUCCGCCUGGCGGACAGCAGGACUAACCCAGCAGGCCGCUUCUCGACGCAGGAGGAAUUGCAGGCCAGGCUGUCUAGUGUAAUCGCUAACCAAGACCCUAUCGCUGUAUAAAACCUAAAUAAACACAUAGAUUCACCUGUAAAACUUUAUUUUAUAUAAUAAAGUAUUCCACCUUAAAUUAAACAAUUUAUUUUAUUUUAGCAGUUCUGCAAAUAGAAAACAGGAAAAAAAAAACUUUUAUAAAUUAAAUAUAUGUAUGUACAAAUGUGUUAUGUGCCAUAUGUAGCAAUUUUUUACAGUAUUUCAAAACGAGAAAGAUAUCAAUGGUGCCUUUAUGUUCUGUUAUGUUGAGAGCGAGUUUUGUACAGUUACUGUGAUUGCUUUUCCACAGUAUUUCAGCAAAACCUCCCAUAUAUUCAGUUUUCGCUGGCUUCUUGUGCAUUGCAUUAUGAUGUUGACAGGAUGUAUGAUUUGCAAGACUUGCAACUGUCCCUCUGUUUGCUAUUUCUAGUAGCGCCCGAUCAGUACGUCUUGUAAUGGCACAUCCAUCCAAAUACUCUUCUCUUUUGUACGAAGUUUUCUUUUGCUUUCAGUAUAUGAAAUGAGUUGUGUCUACUCUGCCAGCCAAAGGUUUGCUUCACUGGGCUCUGAGAUAAUAGUAGAUCCAACAGCAUGCUACUAUUAAUUACAGCAGGAAACUGCAUUAAGUAAUGUUAAAUAUUAGGAAGAAAGUAGUAUUGUGAUUUUUUUAAAAAACUAUAUUCUUAAUCAGAAGACAGCUUGCUCUCACGAAAAAGAGCUACCAUUUGCUUUAUUGGGGUUUAUUUUUCUUGACAAAGAGCAACAGUUGGGUGGAUAGCAUCGUAAAUGGGUUCUGGCUUGCUGUCGGGGUAAAUCCAUCGUCUUCUAAGAGGACUCCACCUCACUUUCUGGGGGAAUGAUACAGCAGGUCAUCUAGUUGAAAAUCAAACCAUGGCUGAAAAAGGUGCAAUCGUUCUUGACUUGUGUUUUUCACUGAUUGGGGAGCUAGCCAUUGGUUGUGUCUUAUCAGCUCAAGAACAGACGUGUUACGGCACAAAAUGACCAGCUUAAACGGCACACUCAGCAAUUUGAAAUACUUCUGCAGUGAAAUAUGCCUGCCGUAUGCGGUGGUGACUAGUUAUCAUAGGGAAAUAGUUCUGUUGUAGAGUAUCUAGAAGGAGUGAGUGUCUGGAAGGCACAGGUGGAGAAGAGCCAUGUGACUUGGUCGCAGUUUUAAACAGUUCUGUUGACCACGCCUUUCUCCUCAUGACUUUCCUCUUGUUUUUCCAUGUUGCCUCGAUCAGGUCGUAACUAUGCAUGAACAUUUUUGUCAGGAAUGGCCAACGUGCAUGUGAUUUGUGAUUAGCAAGAGCCUUCCAAGAGUGUCGAUUCAUCAGGGAACGUUGACAGUGUUGGAAAGAUUGCACCUUUACUUGCAGAAGUAACCCCCCACCUCUGUCCUGACCUCUCAAUCUGCAGCCUGUAUCAUCCAUGUCCUCCCCUUUCUUACCUUUUGCUUUACUGUCACAAAACAGGAUGGAAGAUGGGUCUAAACUUUGCAUGUUCUCUGUGAUUGUAAGUCCGAGGAAGGCCUAUAGGUGUUAAUAUGUGGAAUAAACGCUAAUUCAGGAAAAUAAGGGGAUUUUAAAAAAAAAAUGCAGGCCCUAUUUCAUGCCCUGCCUGAUAUCUGUCAAAUCAGGCUAGAGCUUUACUUAGAUUCCUGGUGACCUCCUGGGAUCCAUGGGACAAAACAGGAAACGGGUCAGCAGGGGGUUCCAAAUACCAGGCGUGAAGUCAACAAGAGCAGCUGCUGCUUGUUUGCAGGUGAACUGGGUUUAGUUCUUCAUCAAAUGUCUAUGUUAAAAUUCUCGGGAAGAAGGGACGUGCAAGGAGUUCGUGGGAAAAUGCGGGCUGGACGCGAGGCAUGUCAUUAAGCAACUUUCAUGUUUCUACAACCCACAGAGAUGUCUGUCUGCAGGUCCUUGAAGUUACUCUUAGUAUUUGGUAUCCUGAACUGUCCUUCAUUACUCACAUGCCACUUUCUCUGUGCUUCUUUCGGGUUGCCCAAGUUAUUCCGAUUUCCCACUUCUGUAGAAAUGAGUAAGCUCGUGGCAGGGGGAAGAGGACAGUCCACCCAAAGAGGUCCUUUAAAUCAUUAAAUUAAUAUUGCCUUUGAAGGCCUUGGGUCAUUCAGAGACUAUGUCAAUAAAGAAAUUUCUACCAUUAAUGAAAAGUCUAAAAUUUCUGCUGCAAAAAUCUUUGGGCAUUGGAGUAUUCAAAUGCCCCAUUGUGGAGAAUUUCCAGAAUAAAUGAAAUCUUCUGAAACCAACAUUUUCCUCAGUAUGAAAAUUGCUAUCUACAUUUUCAGGUCGCAAAUACACAGGAACAUUUAGGACAAGAGGAAAUUUUAUUUCCAGCUUGAUUCUGGUCACUCAGAGACGUGGCAUAUUCUCUGGGACAGCCUUUCCUUCUGGAGAACGAGUUUCCCCUGGUAAGAAAGGCCAGCUGUCUCCUCAGGGCUACCUGCUGCCACCACCAGCUCUGUGUUCAAAUGGACCUCUCUGUGACGUUUAGUCCGCACAUGGCUCUCAACCAGCCCUGUCUAUAAACCCAGGCGGUGUAGUGGCAAUUCCGCGGAGGGGCGUGAACCCAUGCUCCCAGCAUGUGGCAAGCUUCAGAGGGGUUUCCAGGGAGUGGAAGUUGCCCAGAAGUUUGACAGCAACUGUGUUUCCUGGGUCUGAAAUCAUACCCCACCGAGGGGUAGGCAAAACUUCUUUUUCUCACUCCAGAUUCCCUUUCUGUCCUACUCCCCCUUCUUGCCUGGUAUGCCUUUUUUUGUUUGUUUUUUUUUCAGGAGUGCCUGGACAGCCUCAUGCUUUCUACAAAAUGGCACUCUGCCUGAGUAUAUGUGAAAUGUGUCCCAAACACCACAGACCGUAUCCUCCUUGUUUAAGUGUGACUGUCUUGAUAUAGGUGGAGUUUAUCCAGGGUAACUUGCUCAUAAUUAUUCCUUUUUUUGGCCUGAGUUAAAAGGUGCAUGGCUCACAAAAUGGUGAAAAUAAGGAAGGCCUGGUUUUAUCUUUUAGUACUGACUCCAUUCCACCACCCACAGAAAUUUCUAUCUGCAAAGACCCGUGAAACACUGCAGACAAGUGCAGGCAAAAGGAAAUGGCCACAUACCACGAGUUCUAUUAUAUAUUCUUUUGUAAAUACACAUUGUACGUUACUUGGAUGUUUUCCUAAAUCAUUUACUGUCUUUAUGAGUUAAUGUCAGUUUUUUACUCUCUCAACUUACUGUGUAACAUUGUAAAUAACAUAUUGUCCUUUAUUAUUUAUAUUUAAGCAUCUAACAUAGAGUUGUUUUCAUAUAAGUUUAAGAUAAAUGUCAAAAAUAUAUGGGGUUUUUUUUGUUUUUCUUUGCUUUAAAA